CCUCCACAAUGACAGCGGGCAGGCAGGCAGCAACAAACACUUGAUGUUUGUGUCGUUUUUUAUUUUAUUGUGGCUGCACAAAAGAUUGGCAGUUAAAAUUUUGUUAACGACUUAAGGCCAAACGCUUGAGAGCCACCAUUCGAUAAGGUCUACAAAUUGUUUUACUUUUGACAGACGACGACAAAAGGCCCGAGGCGAUCCAGUCCAGUCCAGUCCAGUCCCUGCCUCAAUCCAAUCCAAUCCCUGGCCAGGGCGCUAGAAGGAAUGUCAUAUUGAGUUUCUCGAUUCAUUUCGAUAUCUUGUCAAAUUAUUUGAUUGUCGAGUGGAUAUUUCGGUUCGGUUUCGGAGCCAUGGAUUCGAUAUGCUCUGCGGCAACUAAAUCCAACCAAGAAGUUUCAAUGUCUGUGUCGCAUGAAAAAGGGAAAGGCAGAAAAUAAAUAAAACUAAUGCUUAAAGUUGUUGGUGGUGGUGGCUGGUGGUUGGUCGGAUCGGGUCGGAGCAGAGUGUAAACUUGUUCUGGUCUUAUGAAAUCGGUUCAUAUUGCAUAUGCAACAUGCGAGUGGAGUGUCUAGGGACGGGCAGGAAGUAGAAGUCGGGUCUAAAUGAAUCAUUGGCUUCCUCUAAGCACUCUCAUUGGGGAAAUAUUUGUUGAUCUCCGAGGAAACCGAGUUGGUUAAACAUUCCCUUAACAUUGAAUAUCAUUGAAUACCAUAAAUAUCAUCUAUAUAGACUUAAGUCUUCAAUCUAUUUGGAACCGAUUCAGAUUUAAUUCUUGGCAACUUGCAAAAGAAAUAAGAGUAUUCCCCUAGGAAUCUGUAGAGCUCUUUUUUCAGUAGAGAGUUAGGAGAAUAAUAGGAUAUGGUAGGAAUAGUAUGAAUAAUUGAGAUCAAUUUUCAAGCCACAACUCAUUUCCAUCCCUGGCUCUUAUGAAAAUGUGGCAUAUUUGUUUUGGGCUUGGUCAGCAACAGCCAGCCCCCAUAGAACAAAGGCCUGCCUGCUAUUAGCCAUGGCCAUGGUUAUGGCUCUUGGCCAACACUCAAGCGGCGGCAGCUGGCCAAACCCAACCCCCAACCAAGUGUUACACUUGAAGUGUAUCGUAACUUAUUUGCAUGUAAGAAUGCGAACAAAAAGGAAAAGUGCCACAAUCGCCGCCGCGACGACUGGCCCUGAAAUGAGAGCAGCUUGUAAAAUCAUCACUGGACAGAAAUGUAUUCAUUCUCGUACUCGUAGGAGUACUGUAGGAUUUCCUAUUUCUCACCCUUUAAUGGGAGAUUUUAGUUUUUAAACCCUUUUCUGCAAAAAUUUACCAUCUGAAUACUCAGAGAAUACUCAGAAUAAUGAAAUUCUGAAAUGAUUCGACACAGACUACGGAGACAUCCUUUUUUGUAUGUAUGAGUGGGCAUACACAGUAACACAAAUAUUUUUAGGCAAAAUGCGAAGCAAAGAACCAGCCAAUUUGUGUGGUACUUUUUCAUUUUCUCUACCAGAAAAUCAAGUAGAGAAUGAGCGAGAAAAAACCGAAUCGAUUCGAAUCUGACUCGGUAAAAAUUACGGGAUUCGCUUCAUUCGGUCCGUUUUGGGCAAGCGGUUCGAAGUUAUGAGAAAACGGACCGAACGAGGCGAAUCCCACCGAAUCGUUUCGGUUUCCAGCUCAUGCAGGGCUUUAGUAUGUAUUAUUCUUCCUUAAGAAUAUUGGACCCAAAAUAUAUCAGAAAUUAACAUCUUUCCUAAAAAGUUUUCAACGAAUAAACAAUAGAUUGACCCUAAAUUAGAGCCCUCGUAAGAACAAAGUAUUCAUGAGUAUGUACAUAUAUCCUACCUUUUCAGAUAAUUCCCAUUACGAAUAGCUGCACAAAUGAUUCAUUAGACAACAGGAGACUACACCACUUAAGGGCGGGCGUAUUUCCCAGACACAUUCAUGAGAAAGAUAAGAUCCGAGACCACCUGUCAGCGGCUGCUGCUGCAUCCGUUUCCGCCAUUGGACAGUCGACUGUCGACUAUCGAGGCGGGGAGCUCCAGUUAAGAGGUGCUAAUAUGCAAAGUGGAGCCCCAAUGAGCCCCAAGAGCUGACGUAGUCAUAGACGCGUCUACCUCUACGCCCUCGUUCAAUCAGCUUCCCCUCCCAAUCCAUCCAUCAGUUAUUCAUUCAUAGCCGCCGCAUCAUCGCCCCAUCAAUAUACGCCUGGCUCAUCGCCCCAUCAUGCACUCGGCAUUACAAGCGACAUACCUGAUAAUUCCUCCCCAUCCCCCAACCCUGUAACAACUAACCAAACAUUCAGUUGACUAAGAGAGAACAGCAGAUCAGACUUGGAGCAGAGAGAGAGAGAGAGAGACGUGGACUCUCUUAAGCUUAUGGUACCCAUAAUCAUGUGUGUAACGACGGGCGCUCUACGAGCUCUCGAUGCUCUUCACACAACCAGUUUUAAAAGCCCCCCACUUUAAAAAUACUUUUGCUUUUCAUUGCCUUCGACAAAAAAAUAAAAACAGCGCAGACAUUCAUUUGGUUACUGUGAUUAAUAUGCGUUUUUCGGAAACGAUACGGAAUGUAUAACAAUCAGUCGCCACGAAACGAGACUUCCCAUCCAGGCAUCCCAUCCAGACAUUGACCUAGGUCACAAAUUCAGAUCUUACAAGCAUUCUUAUUAGUGGGAUGCCUCAUGGAGAGAUCCUCCAACCAUCACCGAACGAAGCAAAGUCAUGUUUUUAAGCUUUUAGUUUAAGAAAAACCCGAUACAAAUAAUGAUUGAGUUUCGUCGUCAAGUCCAUAAAUAUUUCAAAUUUGAUAUUCUAAAAACAUUCUAAUAGUUUCAAACAUCCCCUUAAAUCGUAUAAUCUCUGCCAUAACACUAAACAAAUCAAUCGCAAAUACUUUGAACGUUCGCUUUUAUCUCAAAAAUCAUUGAAAAAUAUAUAAUAACUGAUUUGUGUUCUUAGUUCUGCUCGAUUGAAUGUGUAAUUAAGAUAAUUUGUUAUGCUAAAAGUGCAAAAGACUACCAAUUUCAUAGACUUCACUCUAAGAUGAUUUUGACCAACCCAAAAGUAUGAAAAAAUUACUAGAAAUAAGUGUAAAUUGAUUGCGCAAAGAAAUCCAUCUAGGAAUCAUUCUCGAAUCUCAACAAAUCGACGAAUCAUCGUACAAUAAGUAUAAGUAUAUCCCCCAAAGGGCAUUCACAGUUCGUUUAUAUGUGGCUGCAUUAUUUUCCGGUUUUUGUUUUAUUUUUCGUAGCAACAACACGAGAGUGUUUUGCUGAGCAGAGUGUGUGCACGGGGCUCUGGCUCUGGCACUGGCACUCGCAAAAGCCUCUCACUCUUUCAAGAGUCUCGAGCCCCGUAACAGAGAAGCAACUGUUUUAAGUCUUUUCUUGAGAUUUCGAUUUCGAUUUCGAUUUGAGUCUGGCGUUGGGGCUGGUGCUGAAACAUUUUUCCUCCCAUUAAGUUAAGUUUUUUAAGGCGCACGGCGAGAACGGCUCAGUCUCGAUUGUCAGCUUGUCGUGAAUGGUUUUUUUAGCACCAGAUCCGCGGCGUACGAGUGCGAGUACGAGUACCGAUCGAUCCGUUGAUCUUCCGACCACGUAGUCCGAGCCAAAGUCGAAAGCUAAAGCCAAAGCUAAAGCUAAAGCUGUGGCUGAAGCGUCGCUUAAGUUAUUAAAACAACAACUUUGCACAUCUAUAUAUCUAUAGUAUAUAUACUACAUAACUCGCUACUUUGUGUGAGUGUGUAUCUGUGUGAGCAUCAGCAGCAGCAGCAGCAGCAGUGGGGAGCAGACCGAGUGGAGCGCUGACGGAUUUGUUAUUUUUUGCAUAAAUCAGUUUCGAGAGCGGGCGCGCGCGUACUUCGAGUUUGGGUUUCGGUUUCGGAUCCAAUCCGAUCAUCGCUGUUCUGUUCUAGAAUCUAGAUGAUGCCGCAUACACCGCAGCCGGCGGCAGGCGUGAGGCAGCUCCAGUUCGUUGCCUGAGUCUUUCGUAUCGCGGAAAUCAAAAUCCAAAUCGAUCUAUAAAUAAAGCCAAUCGAUGGCUCUGACCAACUUCUCACUGCCUUUCGGUGCCCUUGGCCAGCCCUGGGGCGUCACCCUGGCCCCUCUGCAUCCCAUUCAUCAGCUGGCCAGCAACACCAACAAUCUUCUGUACUCGCCAGCCGAUCAUCAGCAGCAGCAUCCCCCGCAGCAGCAGAGCCCCACAGAUCCCGAAUUCUUUAAGAACAAUCCCUAUGCCCCACCACAGCAGGUGCCCCAGCCACAGGGCGGAGCCGGAGGCGGAGGCUAUCAAUACCAGAGCAGACGCAAGCAGAACAAUGCCUAUCUGCCACCCACGGGACCGAGUGCGGCACACAACUCUGUCUACCACAUCCAGCAACAGCAGCAGCAGACACAACAGCAACAGCAGCAGCAGGAAGCCAACAACAACGAGAACAGCGUCUCCUACCAGAGCUCCUCCUCCUCCAGGUCGAACAGCGCCGGCCAAAGCACCAUUCAGCUGACGCAGACCCACCAUUCGACUGGCAGAGGCCCUGGCGAGGGCUCGUACAGCCGCUUUCCGGGCCAGCAGAAGCAGUUCUUCAAUGCCCAUGGCAGUGCCAGUGCUACAUUCAGCAAGAACAGCGGCAGCUUCAGUAUUACCAGCUACGGGAGCAGGCAGCAGCCGCAGCCCCAGCCGCAGCCCCAGCCCCAGGCGCCACUGCCACAGCCACAGCCGCUCCCAGCACCUCCCCCGCCCGCUCCCCAGACGCAGCAGCAGCCACGGCCCAGACAGUCGAAGCCCGAGGCUCAGCCCGCCUCCACCUACGGCGUGGCACCACCCGAAAAUUAUCCGGAAAGAGCUCCCGGCUUUACGAGGGUCCAAGCGGGGCAGGGCUCCCGCACUCAGGUGCAUGCCGUUCUCGACUACGAUGUGGAGGAGGGCGAUGAGGAGGAUGAGGAUGAAGACGACGACGGGCAGUACUACGAGGGGCAGGGGCAGGAAAGGGAAAAAACGAAUAACAAUCAGAUGCCCACUGUGACACCCAUCCAGGGUCCGAUCUUUCUGAAGAACGGCACGGUGCCGGUGGUGCCGCUGUUCUCCUAUCCAAAGCUCAACAAUGGAUCGUUCCUACAGAUUCCGAUCUGGUGGACGGCCUUGUCUGUAGCUCUGGGUCUGGAUGUGAGGGGCGAUGUGAUCAAGGGAGUGCCAUGCAUCAAGCGAUAUCAUCAGCUGUUCUGCCCCACAGCCGGCAACAGCUAUCCCAUCGACAAGAUCGAACGUUUCAUAGAUGACAACAAGGCACUGAUGCGUCGAAUGUAUGGAGACUUUGAGAUGAAUAUGGAAGGACCUGCAGGAGGAGGAAGUGGCGCAGGAGGAGGAGGACGCAACCAGCAGGCAAAAGUGCGGAAAAGGCGAUUCAUAGACGAACCGGAUAUAUUCAUUCCACCAGGUGCCUAUGCGGCCAAUGCCGGGGAGGCCGUAGAGGCGGGCGACAGCUAUUUUGGAGAGCUACGCAAGAAGCGUCAAGCGGCAGCCGGUGGCAGUCGCAACAGAGGAGGAGCAGGAGGAGGCGCCAGCAGUGGUGGUUCCGCUGCUGGAAGCAAUGCCAACAGGACACCUGGUGGGAAUGGGGGGGGCCAGGCGAAUUCGGGUACGGGCAGACUCGAUGCCUGCGAAUCGAAGAUCGAGAUCGUGACACCCUAUUGGGCAUCGAACUCGGCGGGCAAGAUCAGGGCCAUUGUCAAUACACAGCACUUUGAGCAGGCCAUCCACCAGGAGGUGUGUAGCAAUACUCAAACACCGCGCUGCGAGGGAGAAUGCGGAUGCGAGCAAAAGUACAAAUGGCAUCGACUGCUCGCCUACGAUCCCGACAACGAUUGCAAGGGUAUCUUUAUGGAUUGGUUCCUGUUUCCUUCGUGCUGUGUCUGUAGAUGUAAUCCUUAGAUUCCUCCCUCCCGAGUCCCAUGUCUGAGCAAAUUAUAGAAUGAAAAUGAGUGUAAUCGUAGGUAGAAUGCCACUGAAUGUAUUUUAGUUGUUGUUAAGUAGAUCUUAUAUGUACGAUAUAUCCACUAUUUGGUAGCUCUCUAGUUAAGCAUCGAUUCUAUGUAGUUAAGGUUUUAUACGAGCCAUAUAUUUACCCCUAACCUGUAUCCUGUAUCCUGUAUCCUGUAUCCUCCCCUCCAUUUACUCGUAAACGCACAUUCGAUAUAACUCAAACUCCAUUUGUUGUUGUACUGUAAUCGUAAUUGUAAUCGUAAAAUGAAUCAAGCGAAUAAAGUCUAUUAUAUUCAAAUAUCAA
Messenger RNA from Drosophila miranda, 6256 nucleotides. RefSeq names its product protein spaetzle 3 (gene spz3). The record is from RefSeq and is a predicted model, not a curated record. The transcript is spliced from 5 exons. Bases 4012 to 5901 code for a protein of 629 amino acids. Gene Ontology annotation, cellular component: extracellular region. Gene Ontology annotation, biological process: regulation of Toll signaling pathway; innate immune response; central nervous system formation. NCBI's taxonomy places the organism in Eukaryota, Metazoa, Arthropoda, Insecta, Diptera, Drosophilidae. Gene Ontology annotation, molecular function: Toll binding; growth factor activity.